AUGGCCGACAAGAUGUCGACGUACUCGCCCUUGGACGCCAAAGUCCUAAAGGUCGAGCCCAUGAAACCAGAAGAGGCCAAAUGGGUGAGGCUCAACAAGAUCACGUACAAAGAUCCAACGGGCGGAGAGCGACAGUGGGAGAUGGCGGAAAGACAGACAAGGAGAACACACACCGACACCGACGGUGUAGGUGUCAUCGCCAUACUGAACGACACGAAUGGCCAGCCAUCACUCCUGCUGCAGAAACAAUUCCGCCCGCCACUUGACAAAGUCACCAUCGAGGUCCCAAGCGGCCUGGUGGACGAAGGCGAGGAUAUUUCAACCGCCGCCCUCCGCGAGCUGAAGGAGGAGACCGGCUACAUCGCGACGAUCCCUGGCGAUGCCAAAACCGCAGAAGGUUUCAUUAUGUGGAACGACCCGGGCUUCUGCAACACGAACACGAAGAUGAUCUUCGUCGAGGUUGACAUGAGCGACCCCAGGAACCAGAAUCCUAAGCCGGAGUUGGAGGAGAACGAGUAUAUCGAGACGUUUACGUUGCCGCUCGAUGACCUGUGGGAUAGGUUGGCUAAGCUGGAUAAAGAGGGGUUUGGCAUUGAUGCCAGGGUCGCGACUCUGGCGCAGGGGAUGGAAAUGGCCAAGAAGUGGAGGUCCGUGUUGGAUAAGAAGCCGGCGUGA
Molecule: messenger RNA, 675 nt
Organism: Cyphellophora europaea CBS 101466
Lineage: Eukaryota; Fungi; Ascomycota; Eurotiomycetes; Chaetothyriales; Cyphellophoraceae
Exons: 3
Coding region: 1-675 (224 amino acids)
Biological process (GO): nucleoside phosphate metabolic process; ribose phosphate metabolic process
Cellular component (GO): nucleus; cytosol
Molecular function (GO): ADP-ribose diphosphatase activity
Source: RefSeq, a predicted model, not a curated record